AGACAGAGAGCGAGAGAGAGAGGAGAGCUAACGGCGGUGUGCUGAUCGAGAGGAGCUCUCACACAUACGGUAUUUAUUUAGCUCGUUUGUUUAAAGUCUACGGGAGAUAACAGGUCGGUUCUGUAACGUACCCGAAAUAACGUGUAGAGCUGAAUUAACGGUUUAAGCUUCAAUUAACUGACCGUCAAAGCGCCGUUCUACUGAUCCCAUAUACUGUCCUCUCUCUAUGGGGAAGGUAGAAGAUGGAGGACAAAAGCCCACGUGUAGCGGACUACUUUGUGGUGGCAGGCCUGACCGACUCCUCUAAACCUUUCGAGGAGGAUGUGACCUCAGAGGAGGGCUGCCAGAGGAGCUCGGCUCAGCCCAAGGCCCCCAUCACCGAUGUGGCGGUGGUUAUUCGCUCUCAGGGUGAGGAGGUACCACGGGGCUACACCUGCAUAGACUGCACCCCCUCAGGCCUGCCCGCCGAGCUGAACGGAGGCAGUCUCAUGGGCCCACAGAUAUUCCUGUGUUACAGACGAGGCCGGGACAAGCCACCCCUCACUGACCUUGGAGUGCUCUAUGAGUGGAGGGAGAAACUAAAGCCAGGCUGUCACAUUAUCCAGACCACACCCUCCGGUCGCCCAGCCAACAUCAGUAGUUCCUCCUCCCAGAGGAUAUACAUUACGUACCGGCGUGCCCCUGAGAGUCAUUCUCAUUCCUCAUUGGCUGUCACAGACAUUUGUGUCAUUAUUCCUGGCAAAGGAGAGACACCACCACAUGCCUUCUGCAAGGUGGACAAGAACCUCAAUAGCAGCAUGUGGGGGUCCUCAGUAUACCUGUGCUACAAAAAGUCUUUGGCCAAAACCAACACUCUAGCAUUCAAAGCAGGCCUCUUGUCCAGGUACCCUGAGGACGACUAUGACUCUUUCCCUCUGCCUGAGUCAGUACCCCUCUUUUGCCUGCCAAUGGGAGCCUCCAUAGAGUGCUGGCCCUCGCACACCAAAUACUCUCUCCCUGUUUUCUCGACAUUCGUACUCACAGGAGCCUCUGGAGAGAAGGUUUACGGUGCAGCCAUCCAGUUCUAUGAGCAGUACCCUGAAGAGAAUUUGACAGAGAGACAGCGCUCUCAGCUAGGCCUGCAAAGCGGUGGCCUGAAGGCAGACGACUCCAUUUCAGUUCAAACCAACAAGAGCAUCUGCCUUCUCUCUCACUGGCCCUUCUUUGAUGCCUUCCGCAGCUUCCUCACCUUCCUCUACCGCUACUCCAUUUCUGGACCUCACACACUGCCCAUUGAGAAGCAUAUCUCUCAUUUUAUGCACAAAGUUCCCUUUCCCUCUUCUCAAAGACCACGGAUUCUUGUGCAGCUGUCUCCACAUGAUAGCCUGAUGCUGAGCCAGCCAGUGUCCUCUCCUCUGCCUCUGAGUGGUGGAAGGCUCUCCACACUGCUGAUGAACCUGGGUCCUAAGAAUGCAGUUACUCUACUGGUUCUGGCUGUGACUGAGCACAAGAUUUUAGUGCACUCUCUGCGGCCGGCUGUGCUGACCAGUGUGACUGAGGCCCUAGUGUCGAUGAUCUUCCCCUUCCACUGGCCUUGCCCUUACAUUCCUCUGUGCCCGCUAGCUCUGGCCGAUGUCCUCAGCGCUCCAUGCCCGUUCAUAGUCGGCGUCGACUCGCGCUAUUUCGACCUGUACGAGCCACCAGCAGACAUUAGCUGUGUGGACCUGGACACCAACACAAUCUCCCACAAAGAGGACCGCAGAGCCCUCACGUGGAAGAUCCUGCCAAGGAAAGCCUGCAAACAUCUGAUCAACACCCUCAGCAAUCUCCACCAGCAACUGCUGGAGGGUUAUCAGCUGAGUCGUGAAGAAGGGCAGAUGGAGGCGGCCAUGAGUGAGCGGGACCCUGGCAGUGGUGUGAAGAGUCUGCAGACGUUGGAGUUAGAGAUUCAAGAAGCUUUCCUGCGCUUCAUGGCUGCCAUCUUGAAGGGUUACCGCUCCUACUUGCUUCCCAUUACGCAGGCGCCCUCAGAAAAAGCGACUGAUGCCAGCUCUCUGUUUGACCUGCAAGGGUUCUUGAAGAGCCGUGACCGCUCACACCAGAAGUUCUACUCUCUCAUGAUGAAGACUCAGAUGUUCAUCCGUUUCAUCGAAGAGUGCUCCUUUGUCAGCGAUAAGGACGCAAGCCUAGCAUUCUUUGAUGACUGUGUCGAUAAGCUCUUUGGCACAGAAAAAGGAGGAAAGGUGGACAGUGAGAGGCCAGAGGACACAAGGCUCAUUGAACUGGACAAAUCACAUCGCAGUGAGCACACAGUCUACAUCACACCCCCAGAGUUGCCCCUUGUGCCUGAAGGAGAGGAGCCAUCUAUGCUUUAUAGAUACAGCGGGUUCCCUGUGCUGAAUACAGAGCUUUGUGAGCCCCAGGAGGGCCCCAGCAUCCCCAUGGCAACCUCGACCUCCAGACACACCAGCCCCGGGAGCCCUGCCGCCAUCUUCCGUCGCUCGAAACAGGAGAUCAAAUCGGCCCAGCGCAUGGCCAAGACCUACUCGUCCAUCCCUCAGAUGUGGUCCAAGUGUCUACUGCGCCACUGUCAUGGCCUGUGGUUUAUCUGCCUGCCUGCCUAUGUGGCCGCGUGCCACUCCAAGGUGCGGGCACUGCGCACCGCCUAUGACGUCCUAAGAAAGAUGCAGGACAAGAAGUUGCAGCCCCCUGAUGAGGUGUGUUACCGGAUCCUGAUGCAGCUCUGCGGGCAGUAUGGGCAGCCAGUUCUGGCUGUGCGUGUACUAUUUGAGAUGAAGAAAGCUGGGGUCCAGCCCAAUGCGAUAACAUAUGGAUACUAUAACAGAGCUGUGUUAGAGAGCACAUGGCCUUCCUCCACCAGAGGGGGCUAUUUCCUGUGGGGUAAGCUGCGGAAUGUGGUUCGGGGUGUGGUGCAGUUCAAACAAGUGUGGAAGAGACAGGCUGGUCAGCCCAAAGAUACACAUCUCUCAGAUGCCAGUGAUCUCGACAGUGUCAGCCAUGGCAGUCUGGACAGCACCAAUGACUCGGCAGAACGAGCCUCUAUUGAUACCGACUUCACCAAAAUGGACUUGAGCGAUGAUGGAUCCAGCACAGGUGGUCAGUCAGAUCAGGGCUAUGACUCUCUGUCUAAGGAGGAGGUGCGGAUCGGCACAGGAGAGGAGCAGGAUGGCUCUCCUCACAUGAAGGAGAAGGAGAGAGUCUCCAGCCCACUGUCUGAAACAGGAAUUUCUAGAAAAGAGGACACCUCCCCUCCACUGAGACCAUCGUCCUCCUCAAGCUUACAAAAUGGCACAGACGUCCUCUCCAGAGCCCUCCCCAAGAGACCGAACUCACUGGACAUCUUUGGAGAGAAGGCUGUAAGGCCCAGCAGGUUAGAUCUGACCCCAGAUCAGCCGGCAGACAUCUCUAGUCCUGCUUCUGCUCAGGGACUUCAGCAGAAACUGCCUGAUUCAGAGAAGGAGGAACAUGAAGUAGAGGAGGCCAGUGAAAAUAUGAAAGCUGCUGUAGAGAGGAGCACCGGUUGCACAGUCACCAUGGAGACGAAUGUUGCCAUGGUGCGCGGACACUGCGGUGUGGAGCGGAGUGCAAGCUGCAGUGGUGCUCUAGGCCGGGGAGUGACUCGGACAGGGAUUGAAGCUGGCUUUGACCCACUCUCCCUGCUGGCGGCUGAGACCAAAGUGCAAAGUAAGGAGGCUGGUGAGGCAGCUGAAGCUCCAGCUGCCCGCCGCGACCUAGCUGAGGAAAUUCAGCUCUACAUGGAGCACUUGAGUAGCCCCAUCAGCCAGAGGUCACUCAGCGCGGACCUGCGGGGCCUCCAGAGCCCCUCACCACUCGGCUCGCCACGCCCAGCCACCCUUCUUGGGUCACCAGGCGGCUCAGGACAGCUGCAGCCACAGCCCCGUAGCAGACUGUUCUCCUCUCCCUCACUGCCACAGGGACGCCCCCGCAGGAGCAAAGAGGCACGGCCCACCUCCCUGGCCUCUCCCUCCUCCCCCACACCCUCCACCUCCUCUUUCUCCAUGGACUCCCUGCUCACGCCCACUCUGGAUGUCUUCAAAAGUAGCUUCCUGUCUGCAGGCAAGGGUGUGGCUGAGAAGGCCAGCCGACUCUAUUCUAAACUGUCCUCUCAAACAUCUAUCGCACAAGACCUGAACUCUGACCGGGUCAGUGUGUCCUCACUGGGGUCAGGUGACCCUGACUCAUCCUCUUUGUUUGAAGGAGACUCUUGCCCAGACCCGGAAAGCCUGUCCUCCCCACAGCGAGACACCUCCCUCAGCGUAACUCGGCCCAGGAGGAGCCCACGCAGAAACAGCCGCUGUCUGGAGAGCCCCUCUGCACCACCCAGACUAUUCCGCCAGGCCUCCUUAACCGGCUCAUCUUUGGCAGUGGUGAAAGCCCCACAGACUCCCGAUGUGUGUCCUGAGGCCAGCCUCGCUCAGGCUCAUCAAAAUUAUGCCAUUGAGGUGCGCAUGUCCAGCUGUUCCCGCUGUAACACCUGUGAGUGUCUUGUGUAUGAUGAGGAGAUCAUGGCGGGCUGGACCGCUGACGACUCCAACCUAAACAGCACCUGCCCCUUCUGCGGCUCGCCUUUCCUGCCCCUGCUCAACGUGGACAUCAGAGACUUGACUGCCCAGACCAGAACAACUUGUCAAGACCUACCCAGCUCCCAGACUCAAAUAAGUGAUGCGUCAGAGCCCCAAGAGGAGCUCUCACAGAGCCCUGACUCUACCGGCAGUCCAUUCAGCAGUGCUAGCAGAAGCACAGAGCCAGUGACUGUGCCUUACCUUAGCCCUCUGGUGCUGUGGAAGGAGCUGGAGAGCCUGCUGGAGAACGAAGGUGAUCAGGCCAUCUCCUCAGCCGCCAUCGUGGACCAUCACCCCAUUGUCUUUUGGAACCUGGUGUGGUUCUUUCGCAGGCUGGAGCUGCCCAGCAGCCUGCCCGCCCUCAUCCUCAGCUCCAAGCACUGCAGCCUAGACGAGCAGCUCCUCCAGAGCAGUACAUCUGAGGACAGUAAGAACGUGCUGGUACAAAUCCUGUGGGACAACCCCAAACUGCACCAGGACCCUGUCGCGCCCUGCUACACGCUUUGGAAUACACAUUGUGCAAAUCCGUCUGCUUCUGCCUCUUUGCUGGAGGAGGAGCCGGCAGUGAGCCUAGAAGUGUUGCAGAGCGUGGUCAGAAGCAUUCAGAAGAACGACGUCUACCAGCCCAUGAGUCAGAUACUGCAGCUACUUGGCAAGAGGCUGGGCUUCGUCAGGCAACGGAGCUUGUAUAGAGAUAUCUUGUUCUUGUCUCUGGUGGCUUUGGGCAAGAACAGUAUCAACAUCGAUGCUUUUGAUCGCGAGUACAAGAUGGCAUAUGACCGUCUGACCCCCAGUCAGGUCAAGAUGACUCAAAACUGCGACCGACCACCCAGCGCUGGAGUCAUGGAGUGCAGAAGGACUUUUGGGCUGCCAAGUCUGUGAUUUCUCUCGUGUUUUGCCUCUCCCCUCCCUCCAUCAUACAGAGGAAGAGACACGCAGUCUGAGACACGUCAUGCCCAGCCAAAGAAGGAGCACCAUACUGACAUGAUCCUGAAGAUUAAGUGUUACCAAAGCUACCUCUGGCUCCCAGCAGCCAAGUAGACACUGAGAGGCAUUUCCAUGCACAACCGUGGUAUGUGGCCAGUUUGCUCCCCAUUCACUGUGUACUACCUGUGAAUACUUUGUGUUGUUUUUUUAACACACUGUUUACCUCAUAUUUUCCCCUAAACCUCACACUCCCCGACACAUCACCCCGAAGGCCCGAGUCACAUUCAAACUCUUAGCUCCACUCAGGUAAUACUUAGUACUGAGGUCAUUGUAGAUUAGGAGCAAUAUCAUCUAGUGCUCAGGUCGUAGCAUCACUCCCAUCAGAUCACAUAGAGACGAUCAUGGAGUGGUUUUGGGACCAGUAGCAGUAGAAUAAUAACACAAUCAUGUUUAGGGCCCUAAGUAGAGAAGCACAAUGAACAACCCCCCCCCCGUGAAAACUUCAGAGUUUCCACACAUUCCUCUCCCAGUAUUCCAGGGGCACUUGUAUAUUGUUGCAAAACAAAGUCACCUUUGUGUAUAUAGACUAUUAUUAUAUUAUUUAGAAUAUUUGUAUUAUAAAGGUAUAUUUUAAGACUUGUAUUGUUAUAACUGACUUGUCUCCAUUUGUAAAGGAAAUACCAUGUGGUGUGUUUGAGAGUGUGGCGUCUGUGGUUAUGGUCCUGGAGACCAUUGUGGUAUCUGUGAAGUGUCUUUUGAGUAGGUGAGGUACAGAACUGGACCAAAUCAAAUGUUGACUCAUGAAUUACGAGACUGUUUACAUGGUGACUGGAAAAUGUAAAUGUAUUGUGUACUACUAAUGUAAUUCAGUGAUGGGGAAUUUUUUCUACUUUUGAACUGAGCAACCAGAGCAAUGCCUUAUGAAAUGGCAAAUGAGCUGUGGAACUACACUAUGGAGACCAACUACAGAAAGCGUUUUCAACUACUCCAUUAGGGAUUACAACUCUGGAAUGAGACUGAUGAUGGAUAUUUCCUUGUCCACAUCAGCUGAUUCAGAUACUUUGGAAUAGUCAUUACUUUGAAGACAAAUGUGGACAGUUUUGCAUCAUAUUCAACAGCUUAAAGAAACACUAGGUUCCAUUAGCACAGUGCACUGCUUUCAAUAUGGGUUUUGUUUUUUUUGUUUUUUGUUUGUUUUUUUUUGUUGUUUUUUUUUUUGUACAGUGCACAGCCCAAAAUGCAUAUUUAUCUAGGACAUGGGCUGGGUGAAGUGGUUUUGUUUUGGCCCUGCUAUUGGUCAAAACCAAUUUAAAAAAAGUACUAUAUAGAUUUUUUUAAUGACAUGGCAGUUUUCUGUCAGUAACAUAUGGUUCCAGUAUUAUCAUUCAUUCCUAUUGUGCAUUUUUUUUAUUCUUUUUAUAAAUUGUUUACGGUACUAUUAGAAAUGGUACACUGUCAUGGUACUUGAGAUGAAAUACACAGAUGUAAAGAGCACAUGAGCACUUAAGUCAGUUACAUGAGGGUAAUGAAAUGUUCAGUGACUGCAGCAAAUCUAUUUUUACAUAGCUUCAUCUACCUUUAUUUGCUUGGUAGCAUUAAUCAAAUCUACACUGAUUUUAUUAGUAUCUUUACCAUUACUGUUUUUUCUUAAAAUGCUAUUAAGUAAGCAGUUUACUAUUAUAUGCCAUAGUUAUUGAUUAUUGGAUUAUUGGAGUGCAAUGAUUAUUCUAUCCCUAGCAAAGAAAAUACAAAACAAAUACUGAAGAAUCCUUCUCCAAAGAGUUUAGUUUACUCAGUCUGACCAGAUGCUGUGCAAAACUACGGAAUUAGAUGCCCUGACACUGCCUUUGAUGUUUUGCCUGCUUUUGUUAUCUCCUUCGCCCUAAAUCUUGUUUCAGUAGUAAAACAAACUAGUGGCAAGCUAAUUAAAAAACAAACCAUAUUCAAAUCAAAUGCUAAACAUUUCAAAACUGUUGAAAAGCGAUGUACGAAUUGAUUUUUUGUAUGCUGAAGUACUGUUAUGGGCUGACACGUUUUACACACAUCAUCUCUUGCGUUAAUUCGUGUUUAUAUUUGUAUAUUCAUUAUUCCACCAGAUCCAGGCGAGAUCUGCUGAAGUUGUUUAUAAUUGUAAAUAAACUCACUCCAACAGUCA
This is a messenger RNA of Colossoma macropomum (tambaqui), 7665 nucleotides long. It is a transcript of the gene dennd4a, whose product is annotated as DENN/MADD domain containing 4A. Lineage: Eukaryota; Metazoa; Chordata; Actinopteri; Characiformes; Serrasalmidae. Gene Ontology annotation, biological process: regulation of Rab protein signal transduction. The record is from RefSeq and is a predicted model, not a curated record. Bases 243 to 5465 code for a protein of 1740 amino acids. The transcript has 31 exons. Gene Ontology annotation, cellular component: cytoplasmic vesicle. Gene Ontology annotation, molecular function: protein binding.